Messenger RNA from Eubalaena glacialis (North Atlantic right whale), 975 nucleotides. It is a transcript of the gene MPC1, whose product is annotated as mitochondrial pyruvate carrier 1. Gene Ontology annotation, biological process: pyruvate import into mitochondria. Bases 261 to 461 code for a protein of 66 amino acids. The transcript is spliced from 4 exons. Lineage: Eukaryota; Metazoa; Chordata; Mammalia; Artiodactyla; Balaenidae. The record is from RefSeq and is a predicted model, not a curated record. Gene Ontology annotation, cellular component: mitochondrial inner membrane.
UAAGGUGGGGCCGAGCUGUCGUGAGGCACGCCGGCGGGCGGGUGCGGUGUCCGCGCUGUCCGCUCCGCCGGGUGUCAUUGGGCUCCGAGGAGCGGCGCCGAGGGCAUCGCGGACGGCCUGGUGUCCGGCACGGCCAUGGCGGGCGCGCUGGUGCGGAAGGCGGCGGACUAUGUCCGGAGCAAGGACUUCCGGGACUACCUCAUGAGCACUUUUGGGGCCCAGUAGCCAACUGGGGUCUUCCCAUUGCCGCCAUCAAUGACAUGAAAAAGUCUCCGGAGAUUAUCAGUGGGCGGAUGACAUUUGCCCUCUGCUGUUACUCCCUGACGUUCAUGAGAUUCGCCUACAAGGUGCAGCCUCGGAACUGGCUUCUGUUCGCCUGCCACGCCACAAACGAAGUAGCCCAGCUCAUCCAGGGCGGACGGCUGCUCCGGCACGAGAUGUCUAAAAAGGCCUCAGCGUAGCAGUGGAAGAUGAAGAGCCGGCGUUUUGAAGGGACGGCACUGCCCGCUGCUGCUCAGUCACGGAGUCCAUCACAACGAACAGUCUUGCUGAGAAAAACAUGCGGAAUCUCUUGUUACUAACCAGACUAUUUUUCUAGAAAUAGCAGGGAGUUCCUAAACCUACUCUCUGCUGCCUUACAAGUACUGAAUAUUUUACUUCUCUUCAGAAAGAGUAGCUCAAAUAUGCAAUCAAUUUAAUAAUUCCCAAUGAUGGUUUUAUCUGCAGUAAUGUGUAUAUUAUCUGUUAGAAUUUACUUAAUGAAAAACUGAAGAGAACAAAAUUUGUAACCAUCAGCAUUUAAGUACUCAGAAAUCGUGACCUUUCGUUGAAUGACCACGAAUGAGACAGCUGACAGCUGGCCACAUACCUAAAAUCACAUUGCCAGUGUUUGAAAAGGUAUUUGUAUUUCCAUGCAGUGUAUAUUGAAAUGCUGUAAAUUAGUGGCAAUAAAUGAUUUAAAUAUUUGUCAAAUGA